This is a messenger RNA of Trichechus manatus latirostris (Florida manatee), 1385 nucleotides long. It is a transcript of the gene COQ10A, whose product is annotated as coenzyme Q10A. Gene Ontology annotation, cellular component: mitochondrion. Gene Ontology annotation, molecular function: ubiquinone binding. Gene Ontology annotation, biological process: cellular respiration; ubiquinone biosynthetic process. The transcript has 5 exons. The coding region runs from base 1 to 732 and encodes 243 amino acids. The record is from RefSeq and is a predicted model, not a curated record. NCBI's taxonomy places the organism in Eukaryota, Metazoa, Chordata, Mammalia, Sirenia, Trichechidae.
AUGGCCGCGGCGGGCGCACGGCGGCUCCCGGCCGGGACGCGCGCGGCGGCCCAGCGUUGCUGCGGCCUCCCGCUCUGCCGGACCCCGCCCCGCGGCCCUCUGCGACCGCCGCGACCAAUAAGGUUUCUGACCUCUUGCAGCCUCCUCUUGCCCAGGGCUGCCCAGAUCUUGGCGUCUGAGACUGGCUUACCUCCCAGCCGUUCUUUCAUGGGCUUCACAGCCUCCUUCACGAACAAGCGAAAGGCUUACUCGGAGCGUAGGAUCAUGGGGUACUCAAUGCAGGAGAUGUUCGAGGUGGUGUCCAAUGUCCAGGAGUAUCGCGAGUUUGUUCCCUGGUGUAAGAAGUCUUUGGUGGUAUCCAGCCGUAAGGGGCACCUGAAGGCCCAGUUGGAGGUUGGCUUCCCACCUAUCAUGGAACGUUAUACCUCAGCAGUGUCUGUGGUCAAACCUCACAUGGUCAAGGCUGUUUGCACUGAUGGCAAGCUCUUCAACCACUUAGAGACCAUCUGGCGAUUCAGCCCUGGAAUUCCUGCCUACCCCCGAACUUGCACUGUGGACUUUUCGAUUUCCUUUGAAUUUCGUUCUCUGCUGCACUCUCAGCUGGCCACCAUUUUUUUUGAUGAGGUUGUCAAAAAGAAUGUUGCUGCCUUCGAGCGCCGGGCAGCCACCAAGUUUGGUCCAGAGACAGCCAUCCCCCGUGAACUGAUGUUCCAUGAGGUGCACCAGACUUGAGGCAAAAGAUUGUCCCCUGGCAUCUCCUCAAUCCCCACCCCCCAAUUCUCUUAUUUAUUUGGUUUGAUUCCUGCUGCAGCCUGAGAAAGGAGUCCGUUCAUAAUACUGUUCUCCUCUCUCAGUUCCCCAGAAGUUGGGCUCUAAACUGGUUGGAAAUGCUGGGGAGAAAGGAAGGAAAAGGCAGAAGGUAUGGAAAGGAGACAUGCCUGGGAGAGGCUCAGGCUCACCCUGAGAGCCCCAUGUGUCCACAGGCUUCUCAUACUGAAUCAGAAUCAGGACUCUGGUUGUUAUCUGGGCCGUCAUGGUGCCUUAGUGUCUCACCAGGGGAAGAUACCAACUCUUCAAGGAAUUGAAUUAGCAGAGCUUUUUCCUUCUCCUUUGGCAUGGAGGUAUUAGGUGCUAUAUAACUUCUGCCCUGCCCGAGGUUCACACAAAAAAGGCAACCUGCCCCCACAGCUUGAAAUCCAUCACCUCACUUUAAGACUAUUUCCAUGCUAUCUGGCUAGUGGAGAGCAAGGGGCUUACCAUCAGUGCCACAGGGCCAAGAAGGCAAAAAGUACUGAACAGAGUUGUCUUUGUACACUUGGGUUAUACCUUAUUCUUCCACUUAGCCUGAGUUUUUAUAAAAUUUUAAUAAAUUAUGACAGUGUGAA